UCAAAGGAGUGAUAGACACUGGCAGUGAGAAUAGGAGCCGCCUUGGAUGAAGUCAUUAUUCCCGGCUUUCUGAGCGUAGUCACCUGUUUUGGCUGGAAGAAUAAUCCUUGUUAGUCUGAGGAGGUGAUUUGUGGAAGUAACUUUGCCCGGCAAUCUUACUGGGUCCGGCGUGAGCCUGCUGGCACAAAAAGUACCUGCGCAGAGCAGAUCGGCGUCCGCAAGAAGGCAUUGCAACUCUAAGCAUAAAGCAUGAUGACUUGAAGGAAAUGCUGGACAGCAACAAAGAUUCCCUGAAGCUAGAGGCCAUGAAGAGGAUUGUUGCAAUGAUAGCCAGGGGGAAAAAUGCUUCAGACCUCUUCCCUGCAGUGGUGAAGAACGUGGCCUGUAAGAAUAUCGAGGUGAAGAAGCUGGUCUAUGUGUAUUUGGUCCGAUAUGCUGAGGAGCAGCAGGACCUUGCACUGCUCUCUAUCUCCACCUUCCAGAGGGGGUUAAAGGACCCGAACCAGCUGAUCCGAGCCAGUGCUCUGCGGGUCCUCUCCAGCAUCAGGGUCACCAUCAUCGUGCCCAUCAUGAUGCUCGCCAUCAGGGAGGCUGCCUCCGACAUGUCGCCCUAUGUACGCAAGACCGCCGCCCACGCCAUCCCUAAGCUCUACAGCUUAGACCCAGACCAGAAAGACCAGUUGAUCGAAGUGAUCGAAAAACUCCUCGCUGACAAAACCACGCUGGUGGCGGGGAGCGUGGUGAUGGCAUUCGAGGAAGUCUGUCCUGAGCGUAUCGACCUCAUCCACAAGAACUACCGCAAGCUCUGCAACCUGCUGAUCGAUGUGGAGGAAUGGGGCCAGGUGGUGAUCAUCAACAUGCUCACACGUUACGCCCGCACGCAGUUCCUCAACCCCAAUGCCAACGAGUCCCUGUUGGAGGAGGGCACGGAGAAGACCUUCUACGGCUCCGAUGAAGACGAGGGGAAGGAGGAAAAGGUGGAAGCUGCCGCCCUGGUGGCCAAAAGGAAGCCCUAUGUGAUGGACCCCGACCACAGGCUGUUGCUACGCAACACCAAGCCCCUUCUGCAGAGCCGUAAUGCAGCCGUGGUGAUGGCUGUGGCCCAGCUGUACUUCCACUUGGCCCCCAAAGCAGAAGUUGGGGUCAUCGCCAAGGCCCUGGUUCGCCUCAUGAGGAGCCACAGUGAAGUCCAGUACGUCGUGUUGCAGAAUGUGGCAACCAUGUCCAUCAAGCGAAGAGGGAUGUUUGAACCCUAUCUGAAGAGCUUCUAUAUCCGGUCCACAGACCCGACCCAGAUCAAGGUCCUCAAGUUAGAAGUUUUGACCAACCUGGCAAAUGAAACCAACAUAUCCACUAUUCUGAGAGAAUUUCAGACUUAUAUCAAAAGCAUGGACAAAGACUUUGUUGCUGCCACCAUCCAAGCGAUUGGCCGCUGUGCCACCAGCAUCGGGGAGGUUAGGGACACUUGUCUCAACGGGCUGGUUCAGCUGCUGUCCAACCGGGAUGAGCUGGUGGUGGCCGAGUCAGUUGUGGUGAUUAAGAAGCUUCUGCAGAUGCAGCCGGAGAGGCACAGUGACAUCAUCAAGCACAUGGCCAAGCUGACGGACAACAUCCAGGUCCCCAUGGCCCGGGCCAGUAUUCUAUGGCUCAUCGGUGAGUACUGCGAGCACAUCCCGAAAAUCGCUCCCGAUGUGCUGAGGAAGAUGGCCAAGUCCUUCACCAAUGAGGAGGACAUCGUCAAGCUGCAGGUCCUCAAUCUGGCUGCCAAGCUGUACCUGACCAACUCCAAGCAGACCAAGCUGCUGACUCAGUACGUGCUCAACCUGGCCAAGUAUGACCAGAACUAUGAUAUCAGAGACCGGGCUCGCUUCAUCCGGCAGCUCAUCGUGCCCACUGACAAGAGCGGCGCGCUCAGCAAGUACGCUAAGAAGCUGUUCCUGGCGCUCAAGCCAGCCCCUGUGCUCGAGUCUCCCUUCAAAGACCGGGAUCACUUCCAGCUGGGCUCGCUCUCCCACCUGCUGAACGCCAAGGCCGGUGGUUACCAGGAGCUGCCCGACUGGCCCGAGGUGGCCCCAGAUCCGUCUGUGCGCAAUGUGGAGGUUAUUAUGCUGCUCGAAAGAGUCACAGCCUUAACCAGAGUUCCUGAGUGGACUAAGUGCAGCAGCCGUGAGAAGAGAAAGGAGAAGAAGGUGGAAAAGCCCUUCUACUCGGACUCGGAGGGGGAGUCCGGACCCACAGAGUCGGCAGACAGUGACUCGGACACGGGCAGCGGGACUGGCAGCGGCAGCGAGGAGAGCGGCUCAGAGUCGGGCAGCGAGGAAAGCGAGUCAGAGUCAGACAAGGAGGAGGAGGAGGAGAAACACAAGAGGAAGAGUAAGAGCAGAGCCAAGAAGAGCGCACAGGAAAGCGAGGGAAGUGAGCCCAGCAGCGGCGAUGAGAGGAAGAAACCACCAAAGGGCAAAGGGCCCAAGGCUGCGUCAGACUCCGAGUCGGAGGAGGAGGAAGAGGAGGAGGAGGAGAGCUCCUCAGAGAGCAGCGAGAGCGAGUCUGAGCGGGAGUCCGAGUCUGACACAGACACCAGGAAUAAGCAGAAGACCUGUGCCUCCAAACCACCACCAAGACAACCGAAGAGAGAGACGGAAAUGUCCCUGCUUGACCUUGAUGAUUUCGAACCCACGCCAUCCCCACAGGUGACCCCUGUGAAUAACUUCGUGUCCAGCAGUCUGGUGACAGACCUUGAGGGAUUGUCCCUGUCAGAUUCUGCACUGUCCCCGGCGGCCGUCAGCCCUGCGUCGGGCCCAGUGAAGAGCUACGAGCUGCUGCACCGCAUCACGGGCGAGGGCCUCUCCGUCAGCUACUGCUUCAGCCGACAGCCCUUCAGCCAUGACCCCCACAUGGUCUCCGUGCAGAUGCAGUUCACGAACAGCGGCGACACAGAGACACGCAACCUGCGCAUCCAGGAGCCCAAGCUGCAGUCCGGAAUGCGCAUCGCCGAGUUCCCAGAGAUCGAUGUGCUGCCUCCAGGUGAGACCGUCACCGUGGUUAUGGGGAUCGACUUCUCUGAUUCCACACAGGCCGCCAACUUCCAGCUCUGCACCCACACCAGGAAGUUCUUCUUGACGAUUCAGCCGCCGGUGGGGGAGUUGAUGAUGCCAGUGUUCAUGACAGAGAAUGAGUUCAAGAAGGAGCAAGGCCAGUUGACGGGCAUGAACGAGAUCACAGAGAAGCUGACCCUGGGAGAGACAUGCCAGGGCGAUGCAGCCAUUGUGCAGAGGGUCACCUCCACAGCCAGCCUUAGCCGGGUGCCCUGUGGUUCAGAGAUGGAGUGCAGGUUCGCGGGUAAGACAGUGACCAGCGGCAGCCUGGUGCUCGUUACCAUUGUAACGAGAGAGCAGCACGUGGCCCAGCUGACAGUCAACUGCGAGAAGAUGCUGAUUGGCACGAUGCUGGUGAAGGACGUCCUCCAGGCCCUUUCUCAGUGAUGGCCCAGACUGAGGGCCCCCCUCGUCUGCCCUCAUCCUCACAUCUCGCUCCCAAAUCUCUGCCUCCAAACACCAAGCACCUGCCCCCCCCAUCAGCAGCUCCCUAUGAGAACGGCUUCGCUUUGUGCCUGUGUGAUCGCGUAUGUCACUUCCUGUGCUUAUUUUCAUUCCUGCAUAAAAAUGUUCCCGUAUAAACAAUUUAUUUCCUUUUUUAUUAUGAGACAAAACAAUGAAUUCUAUGGAAGGUAGAAAGCAUGCUUCAGAGCACAUGAUUCUUUGAUCUCAAAUAACCAGCAAGGGAGAUUUUAACGUAAUAUUAAAUAGAUAGUACAACAGGGGUCAGUCCUACCCUUGAGGAGCCGUUGUUUGUGUGGGUUUUUGCUGCAGCUCCCUAAUUAGAUCACUAAUCAGAGGAGUGAUUGGCUGACAAAUCCUCACACCUGGGUUUGUACAGCUGACCUACAGGUCAUCCCAAAAAUCUGCAUACAUUCUCCCUUUGCAGUUAAGAUUGUACUAGAAUGUACAUAAAUUUCACAUUGUAAUAAUUAUUUUAUUAUUCUGCUGUUAUACAGAACAGCACAAGCAGGUAAAAUGAAAAUAUAUCUAUUGGCCAAUUAAAUUUAAAUUCACUAAAUAAAUGAAUGCAUUUUCUUAAGUACAAUGACUCAAAUAAAACUGUUCUAUUGCAUUAUACUGUAAAUCUCACCCAAAGUAGAAUCACUUAUUGCCUACAAAUGUUUUCAUGUGGUUAAAAAAAUAUCUGCAUCUUGUACACAAUAUGCAGUAUUAUGUGACGGCUGAAAGGGGCCCUGUUUGCGCUGAGCGGGCGCUGAAUCGCUCAUUGUGUGGCCCCUCGUCGCGGAAAACCCUGAGUGUAGCAUGUGGACCAGUGCAGAACAGCCUCAUGUAAUCGCACUGUGUUUCUAAGCUCACACGGCUGAUGCGCUUACUGGCCUCACAUCAUUUAAGGAGCAAGCAGCUCCAUUAUGACCAGUAUCACAGUGUCUCUCUUCUUUUGAUUGCCCGUAUGGAGAAUGUGGCAUUUGUGUUUAAUCCACUUUCAGCUGCUUUCUCAGCUCCGUCUGCUAACUGGGUGCACUGCAGCGGCAGGACCUUUCAGCUUGCCCCUCCCCGGCGCAGAGCCCUGCUUCUCACUUUACUCUCGUGGUUUUUUUCCCUUUCCUAACUGUUUUGGUGGUUCAGUGCAGUGCUGUCUCUCUUUCCCUGCAAUGACCUUGUACAUUUUUAUCACAAUUAAUAACUGUAUUAAAAUAAUAUAUAAACACUAAAUUCUAUGUUCUUUAGAGCACCACUAAACAGGAGAUUAUGUUACGUCUUUUUUUUUUUUAAUACUACUUGUUUUAUAUGGUCUACAAACCUUAAGUUGUGUUGCUAUGUUACACUGAAUAAUUCAAGACGAUUCUGUUUCUUUGGAGCAAAGAGAAUCCUGUUCGUUCAAUUCCUGUAGUUUACAGUGACGCAGACGCUGAUGCGUCUCCGGCAGAGGCGGCUCGGAGGGGACUGAGCCUGCUGUAGCAGUGUGGAGGCAUUGCUCUGUCAUGAAGGUGUCUUUAAAAAGCUUUUGUGUCAUUCAGUUACAUGUAAGAUUGGUAGGCUCAUUAAAAAAAACACAACCCUUUGCAAGCUGAAAUAAAUGUACAUUAGUGUAAUUAGCUUAGCAUCAGAUUGUAUAAUAUUUUAUUAUUAUUAUUAUUAUUAUCUGCUACGUGUGUUUUUCGUUAUGCGUAUCCUCAUGUGGAGUUUCUCCCCCCAGGUGAGGAAAUUGAUCAGCUCCCCCUGAAAGAGUGAGAGUAUAUUGUGUCAGUAAACCCCUGUGUGAUUGUGGAUAAUGUGUCUGAGUACAGCUUCACGACGGAAAAAAAGUAUAUUAAUAAAAGGUGAAUAUGGA
Molecule: messenger RNA, 5391 nt
Organism: Brienomyrus brachyistius
Lineage: Eukaryota; Metazoa; Chordata; Actinopteri; Osteoglossiformes; Mormyridae
Product: AP-3 complex subunit beta-2-like
Exons: 28
Coding region: 267-3482 (1071 amino acids)
Biological process (GO): vesicle-mediated transport; anterograde synaptic vesicle transport; intracellular protein transport
Cellular component (GO): AP-3 adaptor complex; membrane coat
Source: RefSeq, a predicted model, not a curated record